ACAAUGAUUUGCAAGGAACAAAUAGUUCAGGAUCAUUGGGUGGUCUUGAUGUCCGUAGAAGAAUCCCUAUAAAGCUUAUUUCAAAGCAGACCAAUAAAGCCAAACCUGCGCCUCGAACUCCAAGAAAUAUGAACAGGAUGCCUGCGAAGACACAAGCUGGUGAUGAAGAAGAAUUUGAUUAUAACAAGGAGGAGCGAUACGAAUGUAAAGGAGGUGAAAUGUUUGGCAACCAAAGGAGAUUUCCUGGACCUAUUUUUUGGGAUUAUAAGAUAAACUUGCUGGGGGAGAAGGAUGAUACACCAGUUCAUUUCUGUGAUAAGUGUGGAUUGCCCAUCAAAAUGUAUGGACGCAUGAUACCUUGCAAGCAUGUUUUCUGCUAUGACUGUGCUAUACUACAUGAGAAAAAAGGAGACAAGAUGUGUCCAGGCUGUAACGAACCUGUGCAGCGAAUCGAGCAGUGCGUCCGAGGGUCUCUCUUCAUGUGCAGCAUUGUUCAAGGGUGCAAGAGAACUUACCUGUCACAGAGGGACUUACAAGCUCACAUCAACCACCGCCACAUGAGAGCUGGCAAGCCUGUUACCCGUCCUGCCAUCGAGCCCGUGCACCCUCCCAUCGCCCCGCCGCCGGCCGACCUACAUGAACCACCCUCCCCCGGGACCUCCCCCUCCGCAGCACGGGGGCCCGCCUGUCAAUGUCAGUGCUCCCCCUCCCCAUCACUAUAACCCCAACUCUUUGCCGCAGUUCAGCGAAGAUCAAGGAACUCUCAGUCCCCCUUUCACACAGCCUGGGGGAAUGAGUCCGGGGAUAUGGCCAGCUCCGAGGGGGCCGCCUCCGCCUCCGAGGAUGCAAGGGCCUCCCGCUCAGGCCCCCCUUCCUGGACCACAUCACCCUGAUCAAGCCAGAUACAGACCCUAUUACCAGUGAUACAAGCAACUGUAUGAAUAGAGAAUGCCAUGAAGAGGAUAAAACUAAAUACAGAAGCCUUUUAAUUAAUUGUUUUGGGGUUAUUUUGUUGUGGUUUUUUUAAGAAUACUGUCAUUUUGACUGUAAGACAUUUUGAGGUUUGAAUCUUAAAUGAUUUUUAAGCCUUGGCCGUAGGACUCUUAACUUCAAAUACUCUGUAGUGCUAAAAUAAGUGGCUUAGUAGACCACAGUUGCAUUUUAACAGAACUCCUGUUGCUAGUGUGGCUAAAUUGUCCUAAGAUGAUCACUUGUAAUAUUAUUUCCUGGAGAAGAUGAACACGUGUUGUACCAUUCUGAAUAUUGUUUUUGUUAAACCCAGUGUUUUUGUUAACCUGUGUACAAAAAUUAAAUUGAAAUAUGGUUGUAAAUGUGGUGAGUUUUUAUAUGAAAUUAACAUACACAUAGUUCUGGGACACCAUUUCAACACAUAUACCUUCCAAGAAGCAGUGUAGUGAAAUAUUAAAGGAACUUUAAUAUUUCUCCUGCUGCCAUUUACCUUUACUCAUGAGGAUUUCAGGCUGUAAUGAAUUCUUGGCACUAGAAAUCAGACAUGCAGAAUUCUGCAUUUACCACAUUUCAGCUUUUCCACUUUUUUCUUUAUGCAUCAAAAUGAAUCUAUCAAAGAUAGAGCUUUGGGCAUGACAUGAAACCAUGUUUUGUGGGUUUUUUUGUUUGAGUUUUUGGAGUUUGUUUUAAAGCUAGUUUUGAUUCAGAAGGUUCUGUUUACAUGUAAGCUGCUCAGGGGAGCUGAAUUCAAACUCCUGUGUUUACCUAUGGCUGUGUUUGUGUGGAAGUGGCUGUGAACUGGCUUGCCAUGUCCAUGAAAAGCAGCUUCUCUUAGGCAGGGAAGUCACACUUGCCUCUCUCACUUUAUAUAAUGUGUACAGUAGGAGAACUUCCCAUUUGGAUAAUAUGAGAAAAGUGGUCUGAAAUCCCAUGUGUAGAAAUAAAAAGGUACACAUUAUUUAUCUGCUUUCAUUUUGUGAUAUGGGUUUAGUUGAUCAGUCAGACAUUAGGUGUUUUGCUUUUCUCAAAAACUAGCAAUAUGAGCAGGCUUUUAGUUCUGUUUUUGUCCAAAAUUUUUGUUUUAUGGGAAUACAUUUAAAGAGAAGCAUAAUAUAAAAUGAGAAAGUUCCUUCUUAGUGCAGAAGCAGACACUAACAAGACAGUACUGUCUGUUGGUUGGAGUGUUUAUCUUUCCAUUUCUUAUAAGUAUUUGCACUGAACCAUUGUUUUUCCAAAUGCCACAUUUCUGGCAGUGGUGCUUUUAGAUUAAGUCCUUUGGGAUUUUUUUAAAGUUUGUAGUUUCCUACUGUUCUCAAAUAAUCUGAGCCAUCUUAAAGCCUCAGUGUUGCUUUUUAUUUUGUAAAAAUUCUUUUCCAGAAUCACAAGGGUUAAAUUUAUGGAAGAGCUGUGACAGUGCAACAUUCCAAAUUUUGUAUUUUUAUGUCUAAACUUCAUAUUUUUAAUUGAUAGAGCAAGGGCUCUUUAGAUUUAUUCUGUUCUUGACUGCCAUUGAUAUGCUUGUGACCACGGCCAAAUCUUUUAGUCUGCCUUUCAAGUAAAAACUUCUUUAGGGACAGGAGCAAAUAAAUUCUGGGGUAUGCAAAUGGCCAGUAAGUGUCAACUGCUUGAAAAUCUGCUUAGCUGUAACAUACUUCUUUCUAAGAGAGAGUUAUUUGGUUUGGUUGCUCUGAAAACUAAGUAAUUUUAAAUAAAAUACCGUGGUGAAGCAAAAGAGGCUGAUUGUGAUAGUGUGCUGUGAAAUGGGCUGGUUGAAAAUUUACUGUUUCUAUGCAUAUGAAGGCAAAAAUGACUCUGCCAGCAUUCUUUUCUUUCAGUAACUAAGAAACACAUGAGGAAUUUUGAGGACCCCUUCUGUCACUGUGAAGUUGCCUGGGAGGAAGCACUUUUGAGUUACAGCAUGUGACUUCAUCUGAGGAAAGCUGCGUGUCUGAUCCUCGUCCUCUGGCUCUGCCCAGCCGAGCUGAGGCCCAGCAGCACAGCUGUGUCCCAGGGGCUCAGGGCUCCCACAGCACAGGGAGGGCUGUGCUCCCCUUCAGCCCUGCUUGGGGUUGGGAAAAUCACAUCUGGAGUGACCACUGCCCACCGCCACAGGGGCUGAGGAGAGGAGGCCGCUCUUCCCACCUGGGCUUUGGAGUAAGUCAGGUUGCAAGUUCUGUUACGUGUUCACCCAUCUCUUAAACCACACGAAGAGUUAAAGAUAUUUCUGUGUCCAAAGCUAUUCCUGAAGUGACUGUUUUAAGUGUUUUCCUGAAAAUGCUGAGGCAAAUUGAUUAAGGGAAAACAGCAGUUUUUGCUCUAUCAAGAAGCACAGAAGAUGAAUGUAUCUCUAUCAUUGUCACUUAGACAGUGGGUGAGAAUUUUUUUCCUCUGUAUUUGAAACACAGGUGACAUAUGUCAUAGGGACAAUGAUGUAUUACCCAAAAAGUCAAUGGGAUCCCUUGAGCUGGUUAAUGGCCAUGGACCAAAAGUCUGUGUUUGAGAACUUAGCUGAAAGGUCAUCCAAUGUAGGCAGGUCUUGGACUUGAGUCAAAUUUCUAUCUCGUCUCGUAAGAGGAAGACUUAAAUAUAUUUUUUCAAUUAUUAAAUCUGGAUAUAAAUCUAUUACCUAGGUAACUAAGGGCACUGUUGAUGUUUCCAUGUUUACAAAGUUUAAAAAUGCUUCCUCUGCUUGAACCCCUAUGUUAACUGUCUUUUCAAUUCGUUUAUGGGUUUUGUGUAUAUAUGAUUUAAGGUGUUUUUUUUCCCUUGAUUUGUUGGUUGGGUUGGUUUUUUUUAUAAAUACCUGGUCAUUUUACUGAGAGGUUACAAAAUUCAUGUGUUGUAUUUAAUUGUGUAAUUGACAGAGUUAGAAAUGGUGAGAUGUUCUUUCUUUGGAUUCCUUCUUACUGUAAAGGCAAAUAUUUGACUUUAAUUAAUUAUGUUUAUUUUGAAUAAAUCUCCUUGUCUGUG
Molecule: messenger RNA, 3939 nt
Organism: Zonotrichia albicollis (white-throated sparrow)
Lineage: Eukaryota; Metazoa; Chordata; Aves; Passeriformes; Passerellidae
Source: RefSeq, a predicted model, not a curated record